Messenger RNA from Phascolarctos cinereus (koala), 534 nucleotides. The record is from RefSeq and is a predicted model, not a curated record. NCBI's taxonomy places the organism in Eukaryota, Metazoa, Chordata, Mammalia, Diprotodontia, Phascolarctidae.
GACUCAGGUCACUGACUUGUAAGUCUAUGACUUUCUACUAUCUUAUCUUGUAGCAAAAAUAGAAGAAUUGGAGUUCUAUGGCCCCUUCUAGUGCUUUCAUCCUAUGGGUAUUUAUAAUCAUCUUUCUGAUUUAGCAUGCAAAUGCAAUCAAAUGUUUAAGAAUUACAUUGCUGACCAGAAAUUCAACCUGAAGGCUCUAAUUAAAAAUAUAGAAAAAAUUUCUUUGGAUCUGAAGAAGAUGGAUGAGCUCACCAAGUUACUUCUGUGCGACCUUAUUUUGCAUUUUAGUCACCCUAUGAAGACAGUUACAGCAAAAGUAGAAGAAAACAACAUUGUUUCUGAAGAGUUUAAAAUAUCAGAUCAAUUAGAAUUAGUUCCUACUUUGAGCAAUGAUGUCUGACAUGUUAAAAGGCAAGAAUUUCCCAUUUGUUUCCAAAUUGUUAAAUUAUAUGUAUAAAGGUAAUUGAAGAAUUAAAAAAAAUGAGGCUGUUAUUAAAAUUUUUAUUAAAUGUUAACUGAUUUGGAAAGUUUGUG